This is a messenger RNA of Podospora anserina S mat+, 369 nucleotides long. RefSeq lists its product as uncharacterized. The record is from RefSeq and is a predicted model, not a curated record. Bases 1 to 369 code for a protein of 122 amino acids. NCBI's taxonomy places the organism in Eukaryota, Fungi, Ascomycota, Sordariomycetes, Sordariales, Podosporaceae. The transcript has a single exon.
AUGGGCUGGGGAAUACGCCGCUCAUCUGUUACAUUGACGCACUGGGACGAGUGUAACGAGUCACAGCUUGGUGAUAUGCUAUCAAGUUUUGAAAGUCUUGGACGGGACGCUGUUUCCACCGGCAGGAAUGUUCGUAUUUGUUUCUCAAGCAGGCAUUAUCCAAUUUUUGACCUUGAGAGGAGCCUCAAGUUUGACCUCGAGACUCAACAAGGCCACACGGACGACAUUAUCAAGUACAUCAACAUCAAACUCAAACCAGGGAGACACCCGAAAGCGGACGAGUUAAAAGAGCGCCUCCAGAGUCGGGCCAAUGGAGUUUUCAUAUGGGUCGCAUUGGUUAUCGACAUGCUCAACAAGGACCUCGCGUGA